AGAAGUAGGUUGAGCAACGCAAAGGAACAACCUAGGCCUCCCUUCACAAGUCCCUCUCUUCCUCCCUCCCUUCACAAGUCCCUCCCUCCGUCGUCGCUUGUUUUGGAGAAAGACAGAGCCAACGGAGACUAUACAAGGACGACGGAAUCAGCUAGAGAAGCAGGCUAUAGCUUAAUUAUAUGGAAAUGGAACAAAGGAGGCAGCUGCAGAACCACAAAGGUGAGGCCAUGAACACGUCUGAAAUGGGCAAAGAAGACAUCACUCUUGAUUGGAGAGGCAGACCUUCCAAUCCUACCAAGCAUGGUGGGAUGAGAGCUGCUGCAUUUGUUCUUGGACUUCAAUCAUUUGAGAUAAUGGGAAUUGCAGCAGUUGGGAACAACCUCAUAACAUACGUGAUAAAUGAGAUGCACUUUUCUCUAUCAAAAUCCGCCAACAUAGUGACAAACUUUAUUGGAACUGUCUUUCUCUUGGCCCUUGUUGGUGGCUACCUCUCUGAUUCUUAUCUUGGGAGUUUCUGGACCAUGCUUAUCUUUGGCUUUGUCGAACUUUCGGGUUUCAUAUUACUCUCAGUCCAAGCUCAUGUUCCCCAGCUGAAGCCACCCCCAUGCAAUAACAUAGCUGCUGCUGAUAAUGGAGAAGAGUGUAUAGAAGCAAAAGGCUUCAAGUCAUUAAUCUUCUUUGUAGCACUUUACUUGGUGGCAUUAGGGAGUGGAUGUGUGAAGCCCAACAUGAUUGCUCAUGGGGCUGACCAGUUCAACCCAGAAAGCCCCAAGCAAUCCAAGAAACUCUCCACCUACUUCAAUGCUGCCUAUUUUGCAUUUUCUAUGGGUGAACUCAUUGCCCUCACCCUUCUUGUUUGGGUCCAAACUCAUUCUGGCAUGGAUGUUGGCUUUGGAGUCUCAGCAGCUGCCAUGGCAAUGGGAUUGAUAAGCUUGGUUUCUGGUACCUUAUAUUACAGGAACAAGCCCCCUCAAGGAAGCAUUUUCACCCCCAUUGCUCAAGUUUUUGUGGCUGCAAUUCUAAAGAGAAAGCAGCUUUGUCCAUCCAAUCCACAGUUGCUUCAUGGAAGCCAAAACAAUGUGCCAAAUGACACUACCACUUUCUCUUCUGACGCUGGCAGUUUUCUUCACGCUGAAAAGUUCAGGUUCUUGGACAAGGCCUGCAUUAAAAUGCAAGAUGGCACUAAUACAAAGGAAAGCCCAUGGAGAUUGUGCACCGUCACUCAAGUGAAGCAAGUGAAAAUACUGCUUUCAGUUAUCCCAAUUUUUGCUUCCACCAUAGUUUUCAAUACCAUUUUGGCUCAGCUUCAAACUUUCUCAGUCCAACAAGGAAGUAUGAUGGACACCAAACUCACCAAAUCCUUCCAUAUCCCACCGGCCUCACUCCAAUCCAUCCCUUACAUCAUGCUCAUUGUCGUUGUCCCUCUCUACGACACUUUCUUUGUCCCUUUCGCUCGAAAAUUCACCGGUCACGAUUCAGGAAUCUCCCCAUUAAAGAGGAUAGGAUUUGGGCUCUUUUUGGCAACCUUUUCAAUGAUUGCAGCUGCCAUCAUGGAGGAGAAGAGAAGAGAUGCAGCAGUGAAUUCAAACAAAAUCUUGUCCAUUUUUUGGAUCACCCCACAGUUCUUGAUCUUUGGAUUAUCAGAAAUGUUCACAGCUGUAGGCCUUAUUGAGUUCUUUUACAAGCAAUCCUUGAAAGGGAUGCAAGCAUUUUUAACUGCAGUGACUUAUUGCUCAUAUUCAUUCGGAUUUUAUCUAAGCUCCCUCCUGGUGUCUCUGGUGAACAAGAUCACCUCCUCAUCAGGUUCUUCAGGUGGUGGUGGUUGGCUUGGUGACAAUAAUCUCAACAAGGACAGAUUAGACCUUUUCUAUUGGUUGUUGGCAGGCCUUAGCUUCCUCAACUUCCUCAAUUAUCUGUUUUGGUCUAAUUGGUACUCUCAUAAACCAUCUUCAUCAGCAUCAAGUGCGCCCGGGAAUGAGACUCCCAUGGAGGAUUAUAACCAUUAUAGAUUGGAUGAUAAUAAUAUACCAUAAAGUUAUAAUUUGUAAUCUAUAUAUGUAACGUUACACUUCAUUUUAUCUAGGGGGUAGGUCAUCUUGUAAUUUAAUAAUAUAUGUAUGUAACUAUGAAUGAAGGCAAUAAAAAAUAGGGUUCGAAUGA
Messenger RNA from Prunus avium (sweet cherry), 2160 nucleotides. RefSeq names its product protein NRT1/ PTR FAMILY 4.3-like. Gene Ontology annotation, molecular function: transmembrane transporter activity. Gene Ontology annotation, cellular component: membrane. The record is from RefSeq and is a predicted model, not a curated record. NCBI's taxonomy places the organism in Eukaryota, Viridiplantae, Streptophyta, Magnoliopsida, Rosales, Rosaceae. Gene Ontology annotation, biological process: transmembrane transport.